AUGAUGACGUGCCGUCUGCUGUGCGCCCUGUUGGUGCUCGCCCUCUGCUGUUGCCCUUCCGUGUGCGCCGCAGACAUUACCCUGACUGAACCUCAAACUGAGAGAAAAGGCGCCAGCCUGCCGUCCACUACGCCAGAGACUAGGUCUGAGACUCAAGAUGCUGCCGACACCAGUCAAUUGCGCUCUCCAGAAGAAGGCUCUAGUCUGGAUCCGGAGAAUCAAGUUGAUGCGAGGGGAAAGGACACCAGCCCGCCGUCCCCUGCAGAAGAGGGAGCAAUUCGGAGCAGCGGUGAGUCAGGUUCACGGAGCCAGGAUUCCGGCGCGGCGGAGGAAAAUACCGCCAGCUCAUUGCCCCCUGCACCACCCACUGAGCCUAGCAAGAAAACUGAGACGAAUCCGGGGGAUAAAGAUAAUUCUAUGAAGAUCAUGACGCCUGAGGAUACCUCCGAGACGACCACGUCCACUACAAAAAAAGCACCAACCACGACUACAACCACUGCGCCCGAGGCACCAAGUACUAUGACCACAGAGGCGCCAACCACGACGACCACCCGCGCACCGUCACGUCUUCGCGAAAUCGACGGCGGCCUCAGCAGCUCUGCGUGGGUGUGUGCCCCGCUGCUGCUCGCUGUAUCCGCGCUGGCGUACACCACUCUGGGCUGA
Molecule: messenger RNA, 663 nt
Organism: Trypanosoma cruzi
Lineage: Eukaryota; Euglenozoa; Kinetoplastea; Trypanosomatida; Trypanosomatidae
Product: mucin TcMUCII, putative
Exons: 1
Coding region: 1-663 (220 amino acids)
Source: RefSeq, a predicted model, not a curated record